AGCGCUAACGCUGCGGCCCUAAGGAAGAUGGCGGCGCCCUGGUGGAGAGUCACGCUGUACGGAACGCGGAGUGCCCGCGGCUUCAGCACUGCGGCCGUCCUGAGCCGCCGGUCCGCCCCGCUGGGGCCCAUGCCCAAUGAGGACAUCGACGUGAGCGCGCUGCAGACCCUGGAGAAGUAUCGCAGUUUCGACCGCUACCGGCGCUGCGCCGAACGCGAGGCGAAUGCCCAGCACUGGUGGAAGAGCUACCGCGACUACUUCCGGCAGCCCUCAGAUCCCAAAGAUAAAAUAGAUAUUGGAUUUCCUCCCAACAAGAGGCACCAGAGGCAACAACAGAUCCUUGAAAGGAAGACGGUCCUUCGGGAGAACCGGAGGAGGAUGGAGAAGGCUGCCCAGCUCCGCAGUGUCUUGAUCCCACUGGAAGAGGUGAAGGCUGAUUGGGAGAAGACCGUUGGCCCUUACCAUAAGAAGCGCCUGGCUGAGUACUACGGCCUCUACCGAGACCUGUUCCACGGGGCCACAUUUGUGCCCUGGGUCCCGCUGAAUGUUGCUUACACUCUGGGAGAAGAGCUGGCGAUGCCUGUGUUCCAGGGGAACGAGGUUACCCCGACGGAGGCCACUAAUCCCCCAGAGGUGACAUAUGAGGCAGAAGAGGAUUCAUUGUGGACUUUGCUGCUCACCAAUCUGGAUGGACACUUGCAGGAACAGGACGCCGAAUACAUCCACUGGCUGGUGACCAAUAUCCCAGGCAACGACGUGUCCGCAGGACAGGAGAUGUGCCACUACCUCCCACCCUUCCCCGCAAGAGGAACUGGGUUUCACCGGUUCACUUUCCUCCUUUUCAAGCAGCACAAGUCCAUCGAUUUUUCUGAAGAUGCCCGUCCCACACCCUGUUACCGUCUUGCUUUGAGAACCUUCCGCACGUUUGAUUUCUAUAAGAAGCACCAGGACUUCAUGACCCCAGCUGGUCUGGCCUUCUUCCAGUGCUGCUGGGAUGACUCUGUCACCCACAUCUAUCACCACCUGCUCAACAUGCGGGAACCAGUGUUCGAGUUUGUACGCCCACCCCCCUACCAUCCCCCACAGAAAAAGUUCCCUCAUCUGCAGCCCCUUCGAUAUUUGGAUCGAUACCGAGACAGCGAUGAACCUACCUAUGGCAUCUACUGAAGGACUGAGUCAUCCAGGUGCACAGGGUACCUGGAAGGGACGACGUGACCUUAGAGCCACCCUGGCCUGCUUCGUUUUUCAAGGACGACACGCAGUAGGUUAGAGGCCCCCAGCCAUCAGCUCCCUGGGAGCUCUUCUGUGAGCCUGUCAUCCUGUCUGUGCUUUUCUUGUGUAUCCAAUGUUUUGGGAGUGAGAAGAAACUGUAGGGUAUCUAAGUCAGAGAAUGUGAACCAAGGUGCAGCAUGGUAUAGCAGAUAGCUGACUUUAAAGUCAGCACAACUUGGGUUCAAAUCCCACAUACUGGAUGUAUGACACUAGCCUCUCAGUGUUCCAGGCAAUAGUCUUCUCCCCCUCCCCCCAACGAUUUUUAUUUAUUUCAUUAAAUAUAUCUCAAUU
Molecule: messenger RNA, 1563 nt
Organism: Vombatus ursinus (common wombat)
Lineage: Eukaryota; Metazoa; Chordata; Mammalia; Diprotodontia; Vombatidae
Gene: MRPL38
Product: mitochondrial ribosomal protein L38
Exons: 9
Coding region: 28-1167 (379 amino acids)
Cellular component (GO): mitochondrial large ribosomal subunit
Source: RefSeq, a predicted model, not a curated record